Messenger RNA from Rotaria sordida, 225 nucleotides. NCBI's taxonomy places the organism in Eukaryota, Metazoa, Rotifera, Eurotatoria, Philodinida, Philodinidae. The record is from the annotation of a GenBank genome assembly.
AUGCAGAAUACUAGACACAGAGAAAUUAUUAUUCGAUUAGAAAUUGAUGGUAUUUUGUGUGGUUUACGCCAUGGUAGUGUAAUGAAAUUUUUAGGUACUUUAAGUCUACCACCAUCAUUUCAAGAACUGAGAUAUGGUGAAGCACAACAAUUUAUCUUGAAUCAUGUAACAAAGGCUCAAGAAGAAUUAAUGACUGUUGCUGUUGAAGAAGCAAUCGCCGACUAA